AUGGGCAAUAACGGGGUUCGAAGGGGCGAUGGACAUAGCGCGACACGGGCGCCUUUCCUGAGCAACAUGAAAGCUAUUGCCGGUGGCCCCUGGAUGAGUGGGGCCCUGGUGAAUCACGACAAGGAUAUUGUCGUAAAAAUAGGGCCACACGCUCUUGCAACUCAACCACCUACACAAGGCAACGACUUGCAUGAACCUGAACAUCGCCUCACGCCAUCGGAUCCAAUGCUGUUCGACAUGGACGACGCGGUACAAGAGCUGCAGCCAGUUCGUGCGCGAGAGGUUUCGACUGAGAAGAACGAGGACGAGACUCAACUUCUGACUAAUUUGCCUGACACAGACAAGGGAUCAGAGGAAGCUCAAACCUACACCGAAGCUGAGCCUGUUGAAGAUGUCGAAAGACUCUUGCAAGAACUUGAUGAAUGUUCCUGUCGGGCCCCUGUAACCCCUGCGUCAGAGGCGGACGCUCUCCUUGCAUCUGCUGAUGAAUGUAAUACAGAUCCUGGCAAUGAUCAACAAAAAAGAAUUCGCACCUUGGAGACGCACAAGGAAGACUCGAUGCAGUGCCCGACAUCGCAACAAGAGGUGGAAUUGGGCGGAGGUAGUAACAGUCUGGAUCAGGCUAAGACGCGUGUCCAGACCGAGGGGCAGCCAGAGUUCCAGAGCUUUCCGCCGAAGCCGUCCAAGUCUCGUCCGGCCGAGCCAGGUGCGCAAGGGCUUUUUUACAAUAAUUUGGCACGGGUAUCGAACAGGCCACGGUCGAGGGGCUCAUUGGAGCUAAUUGAUCGUCCAAGCUCGCUUGAAGAAGGGUUCGAUGAUAUUCGACGGCUGGAGAUCCAAGGCUUCGCAUUGGAUAGAGCCGACCAAUCCUCUGUCGCGCAACGGACCGGUUCCAAGCGGCAAACGCCCUGCCGUGGGAUUGGAGAGGACCUCGAAUCGUCGUCGGCAGUUCUCCGCGACAGCUCCGCAGAUCGUGCUGCGAGGCUGCACCUCUCGGCAGAGCUACCGAUCAACACCUAUGCAAGACAUCGUGCGAAUGCACGAAGUCGAUGCGUGAGGAGGAGUCAGCCCACCGAAGAGCCACUCAAUUCCGCAUUCCCGUCUGGGCGCAGGGCUGCAAGCACCUUCAGGCGCUCUUGCAGCAGCACCCUGCAUGCGCAGGCAUCGGACAGCGCUCCCGAAAUCCGCAGCCUGGGCUCUCCGUUUGGGUCUCGCCGUCAAAUCACCGUGCCAGCUGAGGAGGGUCCAGCUGCGCCCGCGCAAGGCUGGAUCGGCGAUGCUGACGGUGCUGUAGAAGCAGAUGAUGCGGAGGCCGUGUGGAAGAAGUUUGUUUUCGGGGAAGGCGACUCGACAGCUAUUGACAGCGCCCAGGAGGAGCGAGUUGCCUGA
Molecule: messenger RNA, 1389 nt
Organism: Diplodia corticola
Lineage: Eukaryota; Fungi; Ascomycota; Dothideomycetes; Botryosphaeriales; Botryosphaeriaceae
Product: gram-positive signal ysirk family
Exons: 1
Coding region: 1-1389 (462 amino acids)
Source: RefSeq, a predicted model, not a curated record